UUUUAGGACCAGCCCCGACUGUGCACGCGGAGGAGCGGAGUUGUGUACAUCUCGCCCACGGGCGGCUUGUCUCCAGUCAAGCGGCCUGCUCUUUUCAGCACCAACACCGUGUGGAUAGCAGCUCACCGAACACCGAGGAGGCCAGCAGCCCGGGAGGGGUAUCCGACGAAUGUGCGAGUCGUUCUCAGGGAAAGUUCAUCUCUCGGCUUACUCUCCGGAGGGAGACACCGUGUGGCUAGUUUAUUCUCGCCACAAGGCCGUUGCUUGCUUGAAAGGACAAUCUUAUUUGCAGUCUCGGCGUUGCUAAAUGGCUACAAAUGAAGGGAAACAAAGGUGAUAAAGAGUCUAAGUCCUAGCAGCUUGGUCGUGAUUAUAGUCGCGUCAGGUCUCCAUUGUGUGAGCAUCCCGCUGCUAUUUUCCACUGCUGCCCAAACCCCGGAGUCCCCCGCCCCCCCUCCAUCCCUUCUUCGCUUCCCCACCCGCGCAGCAACAACAGCAGCAGCUACAACUCUUUCGGACUCACUUUAUUUGGGGCGGGGGAGGGGGGGGGGGGCACCACGAGCCUUCCGAAAUGUGCUCCCGUCUUUGGUUCGUGACCGACCGACGUAUCAGCCAAGAGUAUCCCCAAGUUCAGAUCCUGCGGGCAUUGAAGGAGCGCUGCGCCGAGGAGGAUGUGGAAUUCCGCUCUCUUCUCAUGGAUCAAAUCGUGCUGACCAUCAGCGAGGGACAAUUAGGCCUGCAAGUGGAUCAAGAAACGGUGACAUCUUAUCCACAGGUGGUGGUGGUGCGGGUGCCCACGCCAUGGGUGCAGUCAGAUAGCGACAUUACCGUGCUGCGCCACCUGGAGAAGAUGGGUUGUCGGCUGAUCAACCGUCCUCAGGCCAUUCUCAACUGUGUCAACAAGUUCUGGACCUUUCAAGAGCUAGCCGGCCAUGGCGUACCUCUUCCUGACACCUUUUCCUACGGUGGGCAUGACAACUUCCGAAAGAUGAUUGACGAGGCAGAGCCGCUGGGCUACCCAGUGGUGGUGAAGAAUGCACGGGGACACAGAGGCAAGGCUGUGUUCUUGGCACGGGACAAACACCACCUGACCGACCUGUGCCACUUGAUCCGUCAUGACACCCCCUACUUGUUUCAGGAGUAUGUCAAGGAAUCACAUGGCCGUGAUGUUCGUGUAGUUCUGGUGGGUGGCAGGGUCAUCGGCUCCAUGUUACGCUGUUCCACCGAUGGACGUAUGCAGAGCAACUGCUCCCUAGGUGGCGUGGGAAUGAUGUGCCCAUUGAGCGAGCAGGGUAAGCAGCUGGCCACAGAGGUGUCAAACAUCCUUGGCAUGGAUGUGUGCGGCAUCGACCUCCUGCAGCUCAACAACGGCUCCUUUGUGGUGUGUGAGGCCAACGCCAACGUGGGCUUCAUCGCCUUUGACCAAGCGUGCGGCAUGGACGUGGCGGGCAUCGUCGCCGACUACGCCCUGUCCAUGCUCCCCAACCGUCUCACUCGUAAGAUGUCCUUGCUGUCGGUGGUGUCGAGCACCAGCGAGACCAGCAGCGAGCCAGAGGUGUGCCCCGUGCCCGCAGUUGGGGGCUCCCUGCCCGAGGCUGUGUGCAACAUGAGUGUGGGCUCAACUUCCAGCGAGAGCGACCCCGAGCUGGCCGAGCCCUCCCAGUCACCCCCCUGCCAAGCCACAGGCCCGGGCCUCCCCGACCCGGCCUACAACUUCAACACGCUACUCGCCAAUGAGAUCAAGCUAUUGACUGAGUGAGAUGCAAGCCGCCUGCAUGCACGAGCAAACACACACACACACACACACACACACACACACACACAUUUCCAAAUACAUGUGGAUGAAUGAAAAAACAGAAAUUCUUCCUCGUACUAACUCCCUCCAAACGAUCUGAGGCUGCUCCCCUGACUCCCUCUCAGUCCUAAGGGCUAAUUCAAGUAUUCUAUCUGCUUCCGCUCGGUUUUAACACCCUAAAGCAGCGGCGUCAAAUUCAUUUUUGUCGCGGGCACAUUGUAGUUAUGGGUUCCCUCAGAGACUCAUUAUGACUGUGGAAUCCAUCCAUUUUCUGUACCGCUCAUCCUCACUAGGGUCAGGGGCGUGCUGGAGCCUAUCCCAGCUAUCUUCGGGCGAAAGGUGGGGUACACCCUGAACUGGUCGCCAGCCAAUCGCAGGGCACAUAGAAACAAACAACCAUUUGCACUCACAUUUACACCUACGGGCAAUUUAGAGUCUUCAAUCAACCUACCAUGUGUGUUUUUGGGAUGUGGGAGGAAACCGGAGAAAACCCACGCAGGCAUGGGGAGAACAUGCAAACUCCACACAGGCUGGGAUUUGAACCGUGAGGCAAAUGUGCUAACCAGUCAUCCACUGUGCCGCCGACUGUGGAACCAUAUAAAUGUAUAAUUUCCUCAUCAUAUCAAUACAUAUACAGUGAAACCUCGAUUUUCUUAUCCCCUAAUUUCCGAAAAAAUGUUUGCCGAAAUAUUUACCCAAUUUUCGUAAAUCUGUGUGGUUUUCUUACAGUUGAAAAUUGUCCAAACGUAUCAGCCUGCCAGCAUCACGCCUGACUUUCUUAUUUUAAAACGCUUGUCAUUUCCUAACAUUAUUAAAGGUUAAGACAAUAUGAAAUUUUGGUACAGAAGAACAUGAAGUAGACGCACAUGAUUUGCUUACGUGGGCCACAUGAAAUGAUGUGGUGGGCCAGAUCUGGCGCCCGAGCCUUGCGUUUAUACUUGCCCUAAAACAGUUUGGGUUAACCCUAGCAGGGUUUUUUUUUUUUUUUUUUUUUGGGUUGGGAGCUGGGGGCUGUUCCUUCUUAGACGUGUCAGAUAUGGUAGAAUACAGACUUUAGUUUUUCAGUGUUUAAGAGAGAAAUACUGCAGCGCAUCAUGACAUGGGGAAAAAAUGGAAAUAAAAUAAAGUAAAUUAUAUAUGUAUAAUGUGCACACAAAAUGCUAACUUGUGGUAAACCUGUAUUCAAAAUACUAAUUUGUAGGUUUCUGGCAGCACGGUGCUUGACUUGUUAGCACAUUCGUCUCACAGUUCUGAAUUCGCAGGUUCAGAUUCGGCCUCCCUGUGUGGAGUUUGCAUGUUCUCCCCUUGCCUGCGUGGGUUUUCCCCGGGAUACUCCGGGUUCCUCCCACAUUCCAAAAAAUGCAUAGUAGGUUAAUUGAAGACUCUCAUUUGUCUGUAGGUUUGAAUGGGGUUGUUUGUUUAGACAAUGUGCCCUGCAGUUGGGCCCUGCAGUUCACGGUCUCGCCCAAAGGCGCCAGCAUACCUGCAACCCUAGUGAGGAUAAGUGGGUCAGAAAAUGCAUGGAUGGAUAGGUUUAAUAUCAUUCCCAUGAACAGCUGGGACGUCUCACUGGCAGGUAGUGCAUUUGGUACUUAGGCCUUCAGUGGGGAUUUACUCAAUUUAAUCAUCCACCUAAUACCACCACUGUCACGCUGCAUUUAUAGAGACCAUCAAUAGCUUACUGUACAAAAACACAAUAUAAUAGCUUGUAACUGUACCAUGUACAUCAUCAGGAGCAAUUCAGAAUAUUUUAUUUAAUAACAUGAUAAAAACAUUUUUUUUAAAUAAUUUAAAUACAUCACACCCACCAGAGAUGCUGAUUAUAAAAUCAUUUAACAGCCCCUCGCUAAAGAUGUGUUUUGACUGCAACUGUGAAGUUUUUGGUGCGACAAACCAAUCAGAAGACAGAAAAAUGCUGACGUUACUGUGGGCCAGUUCGAUGGCCCCAUGAGGCGAAUUUGAAAUCUGAUUGGUUAACGAGACAAUGCCAUUGCUAAUGCAGUUCAAGUUACAUCGGCGAGCACGACUGAUUCUGAAGGCCCUGGGCAGAUUAGAUUAUGAGGGCAACACAUAAAGGCUAAAUGCUGAUUGGAGAGAAAAAAAUCUAACAUCCAGAUUCAUGCACUGGAAGCAGUGCAGCCAAGAGACACUAUACCAAAUGAAGUAGAAUAGAAACAUAACAACAAAUAUUAGAAUAUAGGUUGUAAAUAUAUGUCAGUGCUUCUGAUAGUGUUUUAGGCCAGCAAAGAAGGCCUUGCUGGUUUAUACAGAAUACUAAUUUGUGGUCAUAAAUAGGCAUUUUGUGCGCACAUUAUAUCUAUAUUGUGAGCCAAAUUAGAGUUUCCUUUGAUGUCAUGUCUGGGGCUCCGUAGAAUACAACCCUCGGCCGAGCUUAUUUUCCAGUUGUGUUCAAUUCAGCACAAAAGACGACACACACAACAAAGCGCAACAACUGGCGAUAGAACAACUGUGGUCACAUCUAAUGUAAAGCCCAAGAUGCAAUAAGCAUUUUACGCUCAUGUUCACGUCUUUUCAAGCAUUACAUGAAGUCCUCUUGACUAUGGCAAGCUUGAAAACAUUUACAGGUUUUUUUUGUUUUUUUUUUUUUGUAUGUAGUGUCUUUAAUUAGCUGUACCAGCAGCAACAGUCUGCCAAGUUUGAAAAAUUCCCUCAAGUCUAGCACUUUAUGACAAACAGAUGCAUUUGUUUCCUUUUUUGUCUCCAUGCAAGAAAAAAUAUACCUCAAAAACAAGUGACCUGUCACUGCUACAGAAUGACACAUCGUUGGAAAAAAUACACCACAUAUCAAGCAGGAUGCUGCACUCACAAACCUGCUGUUCCUUCCCUCUAGUUAUUUUGUAAAUAUUAGCUUCAGUUGUAGUUGCUGUUAUGAUGGGGGGGGUCUGUCAAUUUCUCUGUCCAUGAGUUUUUUGUUUGUUUGUUUUAUUAUUAAAAAAAAAGACCUUAUAUACUGUACGACAAACACAAGACAGAGUAUACUUUUCGGCCUUUUUUUUUUCCCCAGGAAGAUUUCAGGGAUUUUGAGAGCUCAUUGCUGCCAUGGAGGGGCGGCCAUUCCCGGCACCGAUCAAAUUCUGACUUUGUUCCACUAAAGUAGCCCUUGGUGUUGACAUUGUUGUGCGUUUUGUCGAUAACUCAGGGAAGCAGCCUGGAUCUAACCUUCAAAUACCAGACAUAUCCGAGACAGACAAAAACAUAACAAGCAACAAUGAGGAAAAAGUAUCAUAAGAUGUGGUGAAUACCUUGGUUAACAUGCACUUUUUCCCCUUGUUUCUUCUGUAUUGUUCCUUGUUUUCUUCCUAAUUUAUGCUAUUUUUAAAGACAAAACAAGUGGUUUGUGUGCACUAAUAAUGUGUAAAAACAAAAAGUGAAACCGC
Phycodurus eques (leafy seadragon) is the source of this 5193-nucleotide messenger RNA. It is a transcript of the gene rimkla, whose product is annotated as ribosomal modification protein rimK-like family member A. The record is from RefSeq and is a predicted model, not a curated record. Gene Ontology annotation, molecular function: ligase activity, forming carbon-nitrogen bonds; ATP binding; metal ion binding. Gene Ontology annotation, biological process: protein modification process. The transcript is spliced from 5 exons. NCBI's taxonomy places the organism in Eukaryota, Metazoa, Chordata, Actinopteri, Syngnathiformes, Syngnathidae. Gene Ontology annotation, cellular component: cytoplasm. Bases 572 to 1759 code for a protein of 395 amino acids.